Messenger RNA from Rhinolophus ferrumequinum (greater horseshoe bat), 9662 nucleotides. RefSeq names its product anoctamin 3 (gene ANO3). Bases 300 to 3434 code for a protein of 1044 amino acids. Gene Ontology annotation, biological process: chloride transmembrane transport. The record is from RefSeq and is a predicted model, not a curated record. NCBI's taxonomy places the organism in Eukaryota, Metazoa, Chordata, Mammalia, Chiroptera, Rhinolophidae. Gene Ontology annotation, molecular function: chloride channel activity; protein dimerization activity. The transcript is spliced from 28 exons. Gene Ontology annotation, cellular component: plasma membrane.
ACUUUUCACUGCAGCCUGUCUCAGAUGGAGUUAGUGCUGCUAUCAUUUAAAGGCAGCAAGAUAUCAUCAAGAAAAACAACUCUAAAAUUUAUCCAUCUUCCUGAAGUCAAUUGCCUAGGAAAGACGUGAAUGCAGAAAACUUAGAGAAUCAGCUCUGCAUGUGUUAUCUGUUUUGGAUUUCCAAGUGAAAAUAAUUACUGGAAAGCCUGAGAUUAUUACCGAUGCUAAUAUAGUGAUUUUUCUCCCUCCUGUCAUUUUUAAAACUUCAGUUGUAUGAACUUUGAUUUCCAUAGCUCUAAAUGAAUUUUGCAAUGUCAACUGUGAAGGUUGAACUGGAAUAUCUUUCUCCUGAAGGCUUCAGAUAUGAGCAAGCUUCCAACUCAGAUUUUACUUUAACCUCUUUGACCGAGCUCUCUGGUGAUUCUAGCCAGUUGGAACUUCCACACUCCCGUUCUUUUCCUGAUGACUUGCAAAAGGGCUCAUCUCUUCCUGAACUUGAGAGGAGUGUGUGGGCUGCCAAUGGCAUAUAUAAUGAAGGAAUGAAUAUGAGCAAGAGUGAGAUAGCGAAAGAAACUUCGUUAAAACCAUCUCGGAGAUCCCUGCCUUGCCUGGUCCAGAACUACGCCUGCUCAAAGAGCUUGAGCCAGUCCACGUCACUCUUCCGGUCAGUUGAGAGUGAAUCUCAGGCUCCCACUUCUUUAACUUCAGUCUCCGCUGACAAAACAGAGCAAGUUAAUGCUGAGGACAGAAAAGACUUUGUGCUCAAAUGCUCUUUUGCUGACCUCAGCGAUUUUUGCUUAGCCCUAGGAAAAGAUAAGGAUUACCUGGAUGAAUCAGAACAUGCUAAUUAUGACCGGUCUCUGCUCAUUAAAGACUUUGUUCCCAAAGAUAAUUCUGAAUCCAAGAGAAGAUUGCCUAAGAAUGACAUGAAUUACAUAGCAUCCAGUGGGCUUCUAUUCAAAGAUGGGAAAAAGCGGAUUGAUUACAUCCUGGUUUAUAGAAAGUCAAACGUACAAUAUGACAAAAGAAAUACAUUUGAAAAGAACCUCAGAGCAGAAGGCUUGAUGUUGGAAAAGGAGCCAGCUGUAGCAAAUGCUGAUAUCAUGUUUAUUAAAAUUCACAUUCCAUGGGACACGCUGUGCAAGUAUGCAGAGAGGCUGAAUAUCAGGAUGCCCUUCAGGAAAAAAUCCUACUACACUGACGGGAGGAACAAAUCAAUGGGCAGGGUGCACAGUUAUUUUCGAAGACUCAAAAAAUGGAUGUCCCAAAACCCAAUGGUUCUCGACAAGACAGCUUUUCCAGAACUGGAGGAGUCAGACUGUUAUACCGGCCCCUUCAGCCGUGCACGAAUUCACCACUUCAUCAUAAACAAUAAGGACACCUUCUUCAGCAAUGCCACUCGGAGCAGAAUAGUCUAUCACAUGCUGCAGCACACCAAAUAUGAAAAUGGAAUAUCAAAAGUGGGCAUCUGUAAACUUAUUAACAAUGGCUCUUACAUAGCAGCUUUUCCCCCACAUGAGGGCGCCUACAAGAGUAGCCAGCCCAUCAAAACCCACGGACCUCAGAAUAACAGACAUCUAUUGUAUGAGCGCUGGGCACGCUGGGGGAUGUGGUACAAGCAUCAGCCCCUGGAUUUAAUCAGGCUAUAUUUUGGAGAGAAGAUUGGGCUAUACUUUGCUUGGUUGGGAUGGUAUACUGGAAUGCUGAUUCCUGCAGCACUGGUUGGCUUGUGUGUGUUCUUCUAUGGAAUAUGUACAAUGAAUGCAAGUCAAGUAAGCCAAGAAAUUUGCAAGGCUACUGAAGUCUUCAUGUGCCCUCUCUGUGACAAGAACUGCUCACUACAGAGACUCAACGAUAGCUGUAUCUAUGCCAAGGUGACAUAUUUGUUUGAUAAUGGUGGGACAGUCUUCUUUGCUAUUUUCAUGGCAAUAUGGGCCACCGUUUUCCUGGAGUUUUGGAAAAGGAGAAGAAGUACACUGACCUAUACUUGGGACCUUAUUGAAUGGGAAGAAGAGGAGGAAACACUCCGUCCACAGUUUGAAGCAAAGUAUUACCAGAUGGAGAGAGUGAAUCCCAUCAGUGGAAAACCUGAGCCACAUCAGCCUUCCUCAGACAAAGUCAGCCGUCUUCUUGUUUCUAUCUCAGGAAUAUUCUUCAUGAUUUCUUUGGUGAUCACUGCAGUGUUUGCAGUUGUAGUAUAUCGCCUGGUUGUCAUGGAACAGUUUGCAUCGUUCAAGUGGAAUUUCAUCAAACAACACUGGCAGUUUGCAACAUCUGCUGCUGCUGUCUGUAUCAAUUUUGUAAUCAUUAUGGUACUGAAUCUUGCUUAUGAAAAAAUUGCUUACCUCCUCACUAAUUUAGAAUAUCCUCGGACAGAAUCUGAAUGGGAAAACAGCUUUGCCCUGAAGAUGUUCCUCUUCCAGUUUGUCAAUUUAAACAGUUCUAUCUUUUAUAUCGCUUUCUUCUUGGGGAGAUUUGUAGGUCACCCAGGAAAUUACAAUAAACUUUUUAACCGGUGGAGACUGGAGGAAUGUCAUCCUAGCGGCUGUCUGAUAGACCUUUGCCUCCAGAUGGGAGUUAUCAUGUUUUUGAAGCAAAUAUGGAACAACUUCAUGGAACUGGGAUACCCGUUGAUCCAGAACUGGUGGUCAAGACAUAAAAUCAAACGGGGAAUCCAAGAUGCUUCUAUACCUCAGUGGGAAAAUGAUUGGAAUCUGCAGCCCAUGAAUAUUCAUGGUCUGAUGGAUGAAUACUUAGAAAUGGUUUUGCAGUUUGGUUUUACCACCAUCUUUGUUGCGGCUUUUCCUCUGGCCCCUCUUUUGGCUUUGUUAAACAAUAUCAUUGAAAUCAGACUGGAUGCAUACAAAUUUGUCACACAAUGGCGGAGACCUCUGCCAGCCCGAGCAACAGACAUAGGUAUCUGGUAUGGAAUUCUUGAAGGAAUUGGUAUAUUGGCUGUGAUCACCAAUGCAUUUGUGAUUGCUAUUACUUCUGAUUACAUCCCACGUUUUGUCUAUGAAUACAAAUAUGGCCCCUGUGCAAGUCAUUUUGAAUAUGGUGAAAAUUGUUUAAAGGGAUAUGUCAACAAUAGCCUCUCCUUCUUUGACCUGAGUGAGCUUGGUAUGGGAAAGUCUGGUUAUUGCAGAUACCGAGAUUACAGAGGUCCCCCUUGGAGUUCCAGACCCUAUGAGUUCACCUUACAAUACUGGCAUAUCCUCGCUGCUCGGUUGGCCUUCAUUAUCGUGUUUGAGCACCUUGUUUUUGGGAUCAAGUCAUUCAUUGCAUACCUGAUUCCAGAUGUACCAAAGAACCUAUAUGACCGAAUACGACGGGAGAAGUAUUUAGUCCAAGAAAUGAUGUAUGAGGCUGAACUUGAGCAUUUGCAGCAACAGCGGAGAAAAAGUGGUCAUCCUGUUCACCAUGAAUGGCCUUAGCUGACCCCUGUUGCCCAGGAGGACAAGACCAUUAGUGACAAUGACAGCAACUGCAAAGUCUAGGUGAGAUCUAGGAUGAAAGCAUACCUGCAAAUCACAUGUAUAAUAUUCUACUUGGAAAUGCAUCACACCCAUCUCUGGGAUUUGGAAUAUCUAGGCUUCUAGGGGGGAAAAAGACAAUUCAUGACAUUAAAAAAUGGUUAGGUUGACAUUGCAAGAAGCCAGGAUCUAAUUCUCAGAACCAGCCUCAGGGAGUUGUAUGUUUGGAGACCUUCAACUUCCAUCAGCUGCAGGGUAAUAGGAAGGGUGAUGGUGAGGUUUCUAGAGACAUAUUUCCAUGUAAAUGUCCAUGAGCCAGGCAGGACUUAAAGUAUCACGCAGCCUUCACUGUCCUCGUAGUCUGACUUUGAAACCUUAGGUUGAGUUGAGAUACUUAUAAGAAAUGACUUCCAUUGAUUGUUGCCUUUGCUGCCAGGACUCCAUGUCCUCAGCUUACAGGUUUAUAGAAACUUCCCUCGUUUCUUACUGAGACUGUGCCACAGUGCAUUUAUGCUGCUCCACACUCACUAUGCAGUUGAAGAGUUGCACAUGACCUUUAGCCGUCAAACCAAAAAUCUGAGAUUCCAAAAAGAAUACCAUUCAUUGAAAUCACAUUCCAUUGCAUCGGUUACAUUCAAAUCUGUUGUAUCACUGGCAGAACCAGUUGCACUGGAUUUUUUUUAUUAUUAUUACUAAAUGCCAAUAGACCCACAUACUUAUAAAAUAUAGGUGUUUAUUCUCAUAUCCUUUAGAAUACUACUAAUUCAGAUUUUACUGUGGAAGGCUGUUUUAUAGUAUAUUUAAUUUUUCCCUUGCUGAUUUAUUACAUCAACUCUCGCAGAAUAAUUUGAAAUGCUGUAAAUAUGUUGGUUUCCCUUGUACCUUUGCACCUUGACUGUAUGUAAUGCAAGUUACAAUUUAUGCAACUCUGAGACUAAUUACACAGUUAAGCCAAUGUGACUUGUUUAGUCAGGAAAACAGGAGCUGGAUGCUUUGCAGUCUUAUGCUUUUCCAAUAAUGUGCACUCUUGCUCAUGAGCUAAGGAACACAAUGCAUGGAUAUAAAUUUAUAUUAUUUGUAGAAACGACACACAUAUUUUUGAGCUAUACUUUGUUUUCAUCACUGAAGGGAGUUUUCUGUUAUUAUUUCCUUGAUAGAUUGAUUUGGUUUAUGUUUGAAAACUCUCUAGAAAAAAAAGGCAAAAUAAUUGUGAAAGAAAUCACUUUGCUUUGUUGUGGAGUUGCUAUUUCAGUGUCUACUCUGUGUCUGUGAGUAUGACUCUUCACGGAUGAGAUGGAAGCAUGGGACAUUCAACUACAGAAAGUCUGGUGAAGGCAUAAGCUAGGUGGGCAGGAUGGGAAGAAAGAGAAGAGUUGAAUUAAAGAAAUGUGCAGUAAGAAUCAAUACACUUUUCCUUGUAAAGCUAAGCUACUCUCAAUUUUCCUGCUCUGGGAAUGGGGUGAGGAAUAACAUAUAUGCAACAUAGUCAUACAUAUAUGUGAUUAUUAUGAUUACUGUUUUUCCAAUUAAUUUUUGUCCAAUUAAACAAAGCACAAUUAUUUCCCAAAUCUAUAAAGACCUGAUUAAACACAAAGGAACUAAAGCUACUUUGUAUUGGGUUGGUGCAAAAGUAACUGCAGUUUAAAAGGUUAAAAAUAAUUGCAAAAACUGCAAUUAAUUUUAUACCAACCUAAUAUAUAUGCUAGGGUUCCCCUCGCAGGAAAAUUAUAGUUUCUCUGACUAGAAAGCUGUUUUUAUAAUUCUAACACUAUUUUUUUUUUUAAUUUUCCUUCUUUCCUUCUCGGGAAAAGCUGAUAGGUUAUAGUUGUUGGUUGAUUUGUUUUUGUCAAAAUUUUAGCUUCCCUACUUGCCAUCUGAUUUUGAGCAAGAGGGAGGACCACAGACUCUAAACAUCCCUCAGAUGCCCUUGCCACGUGGGGCUCUUCCAAUCAGAUUACAGUAUCUGUAGCUGCCACCUGGUUAUUCAUAGCAACGAAUCCCCCUAACUCUACAAAGGAGUUUUAAACUCCUUCAUUUUUAUAGCAUCUACAUUUCCUCUCCUUUGUCAGUUAAAUGUAUACACAUGCCUGAGAAUAAAUACUGUCUAUGCCUGUUGAAGACAUAAAUGAAUCUGACAUUUAUGUCUUUUCCAAAUUAAGAACACAAGGCAAAGACAUUUGUCUUACGGUAGAGCAAAGAAUAAUGAUAACCGUACCUUUGAGAAUUCUUGUCUUGCUGAGUUAUUUUUAUAUAACCACCAUCAAGGUUUAAAAUCAUAUUGAUUGCCUAGAGAGAAAAAAUAUCAAAAGAGAAAGAUAUUUUUAGUAAAAAAUUAUAAGACAUUGAUUUAGACAAUGCCUUCUCUGAUGUUUUCUGAAACUGAUGGAAAAUUGGAGAAACAAUGAAAAAGUUUUCCUUUUGUGAAACAAUGUAGUAGAAUCUAGCUAUGCCUUCAUCAUCGUUGACAGCAAAAAUACUGACAGCCCUUAGGAGUAUGUUAGUUUUAGCUCACACUCCUUUAGUUGAGAGAAAUGUUUUAUACCAUCGUUUUCAUAUGAAUGCAAAUUAUUUCUCAAAGAUUUAUAUAGCACACACUAUUCUCAGGAAUUCUGUAUUACAUGAAUGCUGCUUAUAUAUUUUCAUAUUCUAAAUUGUUGUCUUUUCAAGCAAAUUAAUAUAUGUAUGCAUGUAGUCAACCUUGACAAGUUGUUCAAAACUGAAGUGCUUUCACAGUGUUGUGUGUGGGAAAUUGCUUGAGAUUGUAACAGAAAUAGUUUGUAAUUGUCUGAAUCUGUGCAUGCAUGUUUUGAUGAAAUGCUGCUGAGUGACUGCAUGAGGUACAACUUUCAAAUGCUGCACAUUCUUCCAGAACAACUCUUAGCACAAUCUAUUGCAGAAUGGAAUGAAAAGAAACCUUUUUCACUCAAUAAAUUAUCAUGUGAUUUUUUUUCCUAUAAUGUGCAUGUUAAGUUUAAUGCUGCUUGAUUUUUCAAUAUUAAGUUGGGAUAUGUUGAGUGGGUAUGGGGAGAGGGGACUGCUCGUUCUUCAGCUCUUUAAGGCCCUAGUUUUCUAUUCUUGCAAGCCCUUCCCCUACUCUUUAAGUUUUGAUGUUUGUCCUCUGAUAAACUAAUUGUCAUCAUCAAAGCAUUUGCACAUGGAAGUGCAGAUGUGGUAUCGUAUUGAUCCUAAUAGUGCUUUGUGCUGGAAAUGGAGGGGAGAAGAAGAUUGCUUCGUUCUUAUGAGGGUAAUAAUGUUUCCAUUGCCCAGAAGCAUUUUUUUUUCACACUUGAGCUGUCUCUACUAAUCAUCAUCAAAAUCUCCUUAGGACAGGAAUUUUAGCAUAGAUACAGUUCAUGCCAAGGAAAGAGGACAUGUAGACGCACUGUAGCCAACCGUCAAUAAGAGACUACCACACGGACCAUUUUUUUCUCCAUUUGAUAGUCAAAAUUGAAAAUCCAAGUUACCUGAUGAGUUACUGAACUGAUAUGGCUGAAUUGAUUUGUCUGUCAAUUGGGGGGCAGGGUAGACAUAGGCUCCGUGUGUGAUGUGUGUGUCUGUGUGUGUGUGUGUGUGUGUGUGAGAGAGAGAGAGAGAGAGAGAGAGAGAGAGAGAGGAGAGAGAACGCAUACUUUGUGUGUGUGUAAAAACCAGUGGACAAUUACUCUCUCUGAGAUAUGCCCAACUUAGUCCUACUAUGGUCAUCAGGUAUUUCCAUCCCAUUUUCUCUCAGAUCACAGUAUUAUAACAGGCUAAUAGUCAUAGGUUAUAUCCAGGGAACUAGUUAAUAUCUUAUCUUUUUCCUGGUAUUCUCAGUAACUCAGAAAAGAAUCUCUUGGAAAGGCCUGAAAAACCCAACUUCUGAUGGAAAGGUGAGAAUUUUCCACAGGCACUUCUAUUUCAAAUGAAAUGUGCCAACAAUACAUCGUCCAAGAAGAUUGCUUGGGUUCUAGCUUCUUGAAUCAUUGACUAAGUUGGGUUCCUGAUAGCUGGCAUUUAUGUGUUCGUAAUGGUGAUAAGUUACCUUCAAUUGAACUUGCCAUCUGGGUUCAUCUGAAAUACCACCCCCAUGACCACAUUUGAUGGUUUUCUUUCUAGAGAACACAGUCGUAGCCACUGCAUCCUAGCUACAUUCACGUUAAGGCAUCUUUUUUAGGAAAGUGAAAUGAAAGCAGACAGGUAAAGAACAGACUCACAUGUGGGACCAGAUCCAGUUCUUGUGCCAUCAAAGUCUAUCUCAGGGAGAAGAAGCCUAGAUGUUUAAUCUUACUGCUUUAUGUGGGGCCCAGCACAAUUCUCCCCAUAGAAAGCCUCUUGUUUUAUGCACAGCUGGCCCAAAGUGGGAGUCUAGAGUACACUAGAUAGUCAGCUAUGUGGAUGCUGCUUUGUAUGUUUCCUAAGAAAGAAGCGGGUAAGGUUUUCAGGCAUGUACCGAUAUUGACUUUUUCAGAAUAUUUAUUUCCAUUGCAAUUUUUAUUCUCUGUGUGGGAAAAACAGCGUCUCUGCUCUUUAGUUUCCAAGAAGCAAAAAUUUCCUAAAUUAUUAGUUGAAAAACAAAACUUAAUGAGAUCUAUUUAGAUAUUCCUCGCAGAAAUAAUUGUCAUUGAAAUAAUUGUAGAUGUCUAUCCUCAAGCUGCCUCAAAACCUUCAUAAUUAUUUUGUCAGUUUCCAUACCACUCACUACCAGGUGAACACUUUAGGCCAAAUGUAAUCUCUUUCCUAACAAGUAGUAUGAGCAGACUUUUCCCAACGAUUUUGAUCCAGUGUACUUUUUUUGAUGAUUUUUUUUUUCUAAGUGGAAAGAGAGAGACUGAAUGGUCAAAACAAUGUGAUGGCAAAGAGAAUUGCAGAAGCAAUGGUUUGGGGAUGGUGGAGGUACUUUGGAGAUGGUAGGGUCUUUCUUACUAAAGCAAAAGCGUCCAAUUUGCAGAUCUUAUUUCAGUAUCUGCUGUGCACACACCCUGUCUUAUUCCUGACUGAAAAACAACUGCAGUUUAGUUCAUCUUUUAACAUUCAAAAGAAAUGAAGGUUUUUCUUUUUCCUUGUUUUUCUUUCUUUCCUUAUCUAUUUUAAGAAUUUAAAAUGCUAAAUCUAGUAAGCUUAGAUUGCAGUGAAAACUCCAACUAAAGAAUAAAUGUGUCAGUUUUCAAUGUUAAAGAUGCAAAUGCACUUAAAAAUACAGGCUAUUUUUUCCUUCGGGGAAUAUGUGGCUAUUGGCCUCUAUAUUGUACUUUUCAAGUGGAAAAGAGCUAUUAGAGUCCUGUAAUUAAUGAGUGGAUAUGGGGAAGGCCAGAAGAAACAGAGCGGAUUUCUCCACUCUGAAACCCUUUUUUUCUCAACAAGAGAAAUUAUGUUGCAACCAUAAUUUAGCCAGAAGAUUAUAAAUAUUUUUUCUUUAUUGAUAUAGAUAUGUAGAUAUGGAUACAUAUUGUUGUUCAUCAUUAAACAUUCCUUCCAAACUCUCAUAAGAAAUUUGAAAGCCGAUUUAAGGAAGCUUUGAUCUGUUGAAAUAGGCUGAAUCUGUUUUUAAGCUGAUGUCUUCAGGUCAGCAUUCUUAAAAAUAAUAAACAAUAAAGGUAUAUAAACAUUUAUAAUGUUGAUUCCAAAUCAAUACCAUUGCCUGAUUGCUCAGUUAUCUACACUUCCGACUAUAUUAUACUGUAAUAAAUAAGCAAUGUAAGAAUUACUCAUGUUUUUCUUACAUGGCAGCUAUAUUAGGACAUUAAAUCAUUACACUAUAUGAAAUUCUUCUUAGCUUCUUAAAGUGUGAAAGCAGAUUCUGUAAUUGGGAACUAACUGGAUGUUUUGAACAUCUGUGUACACCUUUGCUUUAAUAUUAAAAAAAAACAAAACAGAUGAAUUGCUGUUUCUGGAAAUUCCCGAGGACAAAAAGGUCAAGGUCCAUAAAAGAUAUCAUGAUUAUAUAUUGCUUUUCUUGAUUUAUAGUAAUCUACUAAGUCUUAAAACCCUCUUGAUGGUAAUUUCUAUGUGUAUUCGUGUGUGCACACAUGCUUGUCCUAAACCCUUGAUAGCCCAUAUAUUACAGGCACUAUACAAAACACUGAAAAAGAAAUCAUAUAAUAUGUCAAACCUUAUUUUGACAUAUGUUUACUUGGUCACUUGGUAGACCUACCUUAAUAUGUUAAGUUUAUAUAAAUUAUUUUCGGGUAGAUCACUAUUUUGCAUCCUACU